GAUGUGACGCUACGACGGGGGCGCUUGUGACUUGCGAAAUGGAGAUAGCAGCUGUCCGUGAAAGCAAGCCUCUGUGUUUGAGGGUUUUGUUCUCUGGUGUUUUAGAAAUAUCGACGGGCAGGAAAACGGCGACAGCAGCCGGCGGGACAUCACCGCAGCAGCCCACACAGACCUCAUGAAAUGCAGCACUCGGUAGGAUGAUCCGGAAUCACGUAGAAGAUGAGUUUGUUGCGGUGCGGGUCCAAGAUCCCCGCAUUCAGAACGAAGGCUCCUGGAAUUCAUAUGUAGAUUAUAAGAUAUUCCUACAUACCAACAGUAAAGCCUUCACAGCCAAGACAUCCUGUGUGCGGCGGCGCUACAGCGAGUUUGUCUGGCUCAGAAAGAAGCUGCAGAAGAAUGCAGGUUUGGUACCAGUCCCAGACCUUCCAGGAAAAUCCCUCUUCUCCUUCAGCAAUGAGGACUUUCUGGAGAGGAGGAGGAAAGGACUCCAGGUCUUCUUGGACAAAGUGGUGCACACGACGGUAUGCCUCUCGGACAGCCAGCUCCACCUCUUCCUGCAGACCCAGCUGCCGGUCGGCCACAUCCAGGACUGCGUUCAGGGACACACUCCCUACUCCGUGACGGACGCCAUCCUCACCUAUGCCUCGUCCAAUCGGGGGCUGGCUCAGGCUCAGGAGGACGAUUCCAUCAAGGAGCCCAGUUUGACUGUUUCCUAUGAGUCCAUGGAAAGCCCAGCUCCUCAUCAACCUUCUAUACAAACUGAGACCUUCAGCCCUCAGCUUCUGUCCUGUGGAGACUCCGACCCUCUGGAAGGUUUAACAGAACUCUGUGAGCAGGACUCAGCUGAAAUACUGCACAAGGAGAACUCCACGAUAAGGAUCUCUCAGAAGAGCAACCAUCUGGAGGCCGUCGUCGAGGACUGUCAACCAACAGAGGCGACUUUUUAUCUAGGGGAGAGUCCCAGCUCUGCAGAACAGACCCAGCAGAGGAGCUGCCAGAUCCAGACACCGGUGGAGGUACAUUCCCCCAUGGGGUCUGGAUUUCACUGUGGGGUGGAGGUGGAGGAGCAUCCCGACAUCCAAGAAAAUAAAAAUAGAGAAAGUGACAAUAAUGAGCCUGAAAAAUAUGCAAACUCUGUAGUGAUUUUAGAUUUAAAGGACAAUAACUCUGAGGAACAAGUUGCAGAAAGCAGCUCUCAGGAGGAGGAAGUUCUGGAGGACGCCUGCACUGAGAAUCAGGUUUUAGAAAAUCAUGUAAUCUCUGAGGUUAAUGAGGGUCACGUUGCAGAUGUUGACUCAGACGGACAAAUACUGUCAGACAACAAAACAAAUGAAGAAUCAGGAAACAACAAGGAGAUGCCACUUCAGCCCGAAAACCAUGACGGCGCCCACAGUGUGAAUGAUGUACCAGAGGUGAGGCGUGAUGGUGACAACCUUCCAGAAAUGCACCUAACGGGAGAUAAGCAGGAGCUGGAUUUGGUCGGGACCAAAGACGAGAGCGACGAGGAUUCGCUGCCAUCCUCCAACGAGAGCAUUGUGAAAGUCAGCGAUGAGGAAAGUAUCCACGAAGACACCAAGUACUCGAUCCAGGCUGCUAACGGCUUCAUGAAAGCGUCUCCUGAGGAUGUUGCUCACUGGUCAGCUGUGGAGGCCUCCAGCAGGAACAUUUUAGACCUCCAGAUGAACGGAUGUCCUGAGGAAAAAGAGGACGUUCCAGAGCAGGAGGACGAUAACCUGCAAUACGUGGCCAACAUCGGCAGCCUGACUAAAUCUCUGGACGUUAACUCGACUGUAACUGACGGAGAUUUGGCUGAAAACAGUGACAUAAGCAUCUUAGAGACCAGCUGUGUGCCUGAAUUAGCGGAUAGCAAGUUUACAGAGCAGGAAGCCCUGUCCUCGCUGUCUCUGGACGCCUCGGAGGAGAAUCAGGAGGUGGAGGUGCGUUAGUUAAACCCCAUGAGUCUGAUGAGGGCUGCUGCAACAGUGAAGCGUGAGAGUCGUCUUCUGCCAAAGACGCAUUCAAUCACACAGACAAGGUACAAACUGGAGGUCAUGUAAACUCUGCUCGCUAUAUACACAAAGUGGUUGAGCCGGUCUGUUAGUGGCAAACUAUAUUUUAAAAGCACCGUAUUUACAUCUAAACCUCACACUGUCAGUCAUGUUGUUGGAAUAACAUUUUAAAUAUACAGCUAAUUUUAAAAGCUAUAUUUUAAUUUGCACUCAGGUACAUAAUAACAUAAAUAUCGGGCACUGGUUCAUAUCCUCUGACUGACUUGAGUUACUUUUUGUGAACAGCAGAGGGCGCUCACAUUCACAGAAGCUUGAUUUAGCUGAUAUUCCAGUUUUGUGAGCUAAAGAUGAAGUAAAACAAACAUGUUUGGCUCAUUUUAUUAUGUGAGAUUAUUCUAAAAGCCAAACACUUGACAGACAAAUUAUGACUGGAAUAUACACUAAAAUUAAAGGGUAAGUUCACAUUUAUUUACAGUCUAUAUUAACACAGGACUCCAUGGUUGUCAGGGUUGAAACAAUUAAUCCAUUAGUUAUCUUCUAUUAAUCUCCAACUAUUUUGAUAUUUAAUUAACUGGUCUGAGUCAUUUUUAAGAAAAAAAAGUCAGAAUUCUGAGAUUCCAGCUUCCUAAAAUUGAAUAUUUUCUGGUUCAUUAUGACAUUAAAUUUAUAAAAUAACAGACAAAUUAGUUGGAGCCCUACUGGUCAUCAAGCAAUACUUUCCUGAUGCGAUUUUUUUAAAAAAAGAAAAUUAGGAAAUUGACAUUCUUCAGUAGACAAAUCAUGUGGGUAUUUUCAGAACUUACUGUUUAGUACCAGUUUAACUCCCUUUAAAAAGUCAGUAUUUCCUUGUUGAGCUGCAGUGAAAAGACAGAUGACGACUCCACUUGAUUUGUCUACUUCAGACAAAAUUACUCUAAAUUGACCAGCGCAGACGGAAGGAACAAUUAAAGCAAUCGAAAACUGUUUCACUGUACAUUCAGGUGCAUUUCUUUCAAAACGGACUCGUAAAAGUGAACCUAUCUUUAAAAUCACUGGGGACUGCGCACAGCUAUUCCAGUUUUCACAUCCUCACUUAUGUAAAUCAUGAUUAGUCAAAAACUGUGUCUGAAUGUUGUUAAAAGUUAAAGAAACAGCUGGUGUAGAGUUGCUGCUCAAUAAUCCUGUUACAAAAGACGCGUCUCACUUGUCUGUGCCUGUUUGUGUUGCAGCAUUUAAUGAAUCACAGGUGAAAGUCGCCACUACAGGAUCUAUAGCUUUGACUGGAGAUGAGAACUAUCAUAGAUGGACUUAGAUAUUUAGAUUGAAGCCAAGUGGACAUAUAGGUGACGUCUUUGCACACACAGCAGCGUUAUACUUGUGAACAAAUCAGAGGGGUUUGAACAACAGCAGGGUGGUUUGGAGUGGUUAAAUCACUCGGGAACCCCUGCGCAAUAGACAUUUCAGGCUCGUGACCUUGAUUCUGACGUGUACUGUUGUAAUAUGUGCAGCUGUUUUACUGGAUUUGACCUCCCUGAUGAAAAAAGGGAUGAAUCACACAGCGCUGCCUCUUUUCUAACUAACUUAAGUUAAUUAAGAUGAGCAUUAUUUGUUUACUUUUUCCCGGAUCUGUGAGCCUUAAGUCCAGCUGGUACAACACGUGUGUAAUAUGGCUGCAAAUGUUGUUUCCACACUACUGCUGUUUGUGCUUCUAAUUAAUUUUCAAAAGGGACCCAGGCUUUUUAUUGUGGUGUUUAAAUGUCAAAAUUACACAUAUUUUGUUUUAGUGUGUGUAAUGUCAGAUCUACUGCAGCAGGUGGUUUGUAACGUACUGGGUUUUGUUUUCUUUCUACACUGUAAAUGACUGCAGGUAUUUUUUUGUUUCUUUUAAAACGUUUUCUUUUUUAAAAGGAAUGUUUUAAAGCGAAAAUCUCCCUUUCAAAUGAGACCUCUCUUUUAAAACAUGGAUCUACAAAGGUAACGCUGACAUCCUGAGUGAUGCAUCCAUGUAAAUAUGCAAAUUAUAACCUUAUUUUAUUUCAAAUAAAUAGGUUUUCUUCCGUAA
Molecule: messenger RNA, 4050 nt
Organism: Amphiprion ocellaris (clown anemonefish)
Lineage: Eukaryota; Metazoa; Chordata; Actinopteri; Pomacentridae
Gene: snx11
Product: sorting nexin 11
Exons: 7
Coding region: 198-1946 (582 amino acids)
Biological process (GO): intracellular protein transport
Molecular function (GO): phosphatidylinositol binding
Source: RefSeq, a predicted model, not a curated record